AUGGCAAAAGCUCCUGGACAGGAUACACCAGGUCCUGUUUCACUUGAAAUAGGAACUCGUGUCUGUGAUUAUAUUAUCGGUCCUAAGAUCGGCCAAGGUGCUUUCGGUGAGAUUUACUGCGCAAUUGAUCAAAAUACUGGAAUUCUUUGGGCACUUAAAACAGAAUCAUCACUUGUAAAUAAAAAAGUAUUACCCUACGAAUACCAAGUUCUUGACAAAAUCCAAGAAUCUCCUCAUUUCCCUCGCGUUGGAAUGAUGGGAACUGGACCAGAAUAUUCCUUCUUUUCUAUGGAAUUACUUGGUCCAUCAAUAUCCCAUAUCCUUAAAUCAAUUCCAGGCAACAAAUUUACAUUUUCAACAGCAAUUCGUGCUUCAUAUCACAUGUUAAAGUGUAUUGAAGCUCUUCAUAUAUACGGAUAUGUUCACCGUGAUAUCAAGCCUGGAAAUAUUUUAACACGUGAAGGUACAGAACAUCCUCUUUGUUUAAUUGACUUCGGUUUAGCGAGAUGUUUCGUUAAUCCUGAAACAGGCAUGCAUCUUUUACAAAGACCUCCAUCUGGCUUCAGAGGAACUAGAGCUUAUGCAAGUUUGCAUGCACAUUAUGGAGAAGAUUUAGCUCGUCGCGAUGACGUCAUUAGCUGGUUCUAUUCGGCUUACGAAUUCAUUACAGGAACGCUUCCCUGGAAGAAAAGUAGUGAUAGCAGUGAAACACAACAGAUGAAAGAACAUUUCGAUCCUUCUGAAGCAUUGUCAACAAUUGCUCCAGAAAUGAUUAAAGUUUGGAAGCAUAUACUUACAUUGGAAUUCAUGGAUAUGCCAAAUUACGGACUUUGCUACAGAGCAAUGGCUGCAAUUUGUAAACGAUGCAAUAUUAAGUUAAAUGAUCCAUUUGAUUGGGGCGCUUACCUUCAUUCGCACAGACAGAAAGUUGCACAGUCUCUAAAGUCAUUUGGAGACAAAUUAAAUGGACCUGUUCACGGAUACAUCGUUAGAACACAGCCAGGACAAAGCAACGCUAAAGGUCUUGACGAACUUGAAGGAGAUGAAGACCAAUGCUAUAUUGCAUAG
Trichomonas vaginalis G3 is the source of this 1068-nucleotide messenger RNA. RefSeq names its product protein kinase protein. Gene Ontology annotation, cellular component: nucleus; cytoplasm. Gene Ontology annotation, molecular function: protein serine/threonine kinase activity; ATP binding. The transcript has a single exon. Bases 1 to 1068 code for a protein of 355 amino acids. Lineage: Eukaryota; Parabasalia; Trichomonadida; Trichomonadidae. The record is from RefSeq and is a predicted model, not a curated record. Gene Ontology annotation, biological process: endocytosis; signal transduction; peptidyl-serine phosphorylation.